Ornithodoros turicata is the source of this 1195-nucleotide messenger RNA. RefSeq lists its product as uncharacterized. The transcript is spliced from 6 exons. Gene Ontology annotation, molecular function: protein binding. The record is from RefSeq and is a predicted model, not a curated record. NCBI's taxonomy places the organism in Eukaryota, Metazoa, Arthropoda, Arachnida, Ixodida, Argasidae. Bases 242 to 1147 code for a protein of 301 amino acids.
AAGCGGACUGGACACAACAAGCUGCAUUGCUUUCUCCGCUGUGUUGAUAUACCAUGUAGGUGACCGGUUAGAUGCUGCUACUACUCCUCACCAUUCCGUAGUGUUCGACAACUCCAAAAGUCUAACUUCAGUGUGAACCCCGUACGGCCAGCAUCACCAGCGGAACCACCAAUGAGAAAAGCAUUAAACUGUCCUUCAUCCCGUGCCCAGUCGGUGAUCUGACCUCUGGAAGAGGUUGUCCAUGAUCUCAGGAGGGUCGUGCCGCAAAAUACUUUUCACGGCUGUUCUGUUUGUGGACGUCAUGGCGAUUGCUGCUGGACAAGUGCUUCCCAAGAGGACCAGCAGCACAGACAUGGAUGGACAUUACCAGCUUUUCUACAUGAACGAUCACUGUGGCGCUGGUCAGAAGCCCCAGCAGAUCCAUCUUCUCCUAUACAGCGAGAAGGCGAGCGCCAUCUUGUUCUCUCACCGUCGCAACUCCACCCUGCGUGCUGCCCAGUGUGCUCUCUCCUUCAAAGUGGAUGGGAAGUUCAUCCUUUCCUUCAAGUUCUUCGACACACUUUCUGAAAGCUUCCUCUGCUUCAUGUACCUCGAGAUCUCCACGACUGCGGAGUCAACGGAUUUGUUGUGUGGGAAGGACUACACGGGUACCAAGAGCAUGGUGAAGGCGUCCCCUACGAUGACCCUCAAAUGGAGCGUUUCGUCGAGGCAUGUACACAAGACCAUCGGAGGCUUCGAAAUUGUCAUCACAGGAUUCCAACAGCCAGAGGGCAGUGGCGGCUGCGGUCGUGGUCUCAAACUUUGUAACAACGGUCGCUGCAUCUGGGAUGGCUUUGUUUGUGAUGGAAGAGAUAACUGUGGCGAUUACAGCGACGAACGACUUUGCUUUGCUGGGCGACAAGACUUCUCUUUGUACCUCAUCGCACUGUUCCUUUCUUGUCUUUUGUUUGUGGGAAUUGGAAUCGUCUUCAAGAUCAUGUACAAGAAAUAUCCAUUGGUGAUGCCUGAAAGAGAGCCAGAACCUAUCCCAACUGGACCAGAUCCGGGUACAAUUCAGACUGUUCUUUUGCCAGGUCCUCCGCCUGCCAUGAUUGUGAAGCGUAAAGUGUCUUCCUCUUCGGUCCGCUCAAAAUCAUCGAACAAAUAGAGGAACGUAAAAUAAAGUGUUAUACUUGUUCAUGCCAGAGCUCCUCGG